Molecule: messenger RNA, 876 nt
Organism: Adineta steineri
Lineage: Eukaryota; Metazoa; Rotifera; Eurotatoria; Adinetida; Adinetidae
Source: the annotation of a GenBank genome assembly
AUGAAUAAAGAAUAUUUUCGUUUCUAUAUUAAAGUACGUACUACACUUUAUAUCGAACCGAUAGUUAUUUAUAAUGAAUUAAGUGCUGUAUUUGGUGAUGAAGGUCCUCCUCUUGGAACUUUUCAACAAUGGUUAAAAUGUGAACUUCUAUUAGCAAGUCGUAUGUUUUCGAUAACUAUCGUUGAACUUCUAAAUGAUCUUAGACACAUUCAAUAUCAAGAUUCAUUUUGUAUUUUUCGAUCUUACAUUGGUUACGUUUUCUGUGCUGGACAAUUUUAUUCUUAUUUAUUACAAGCAAACUAUCGUUAUAUGACUGCUGUUUACCCAUCUCGUUUAUCAUGGCAAUCAAAACGACUUCAAGUUUUUCUCAUCGGUUUAUCAUGGAUAUUUGCCUUUGUUUGUACUAUUCCACACAUGCUUACUAGUGAAAUACAAUACUACAUCGACGAUCAGUUAUGUGAAUUACCACUUCAUCUUUCUUUUAUAUCAAUCUAUAAUAUAGUUUGUAUAUAUUUAAUACCUAUGAAUGGUAUAAUAUUUAUUUAUUUUAAACUGAUUCAAUAUGUCAAAGAGAUUAAUAGCCGUGUAACACCAGCUAAUAUUUUAUCUCGUGCAAAAAGAGAAUUGAAAAUGGUUAAACGAAUAGUUAUACUUGUAUCAAUAGAAUUAACACUUGGUAUACCUUAUACAAUCUUUCUUCUUAUGGGAUUUAUUAACCAACCACCAAAAUAUUCUAUUCGUAUUGCCUUUUCAUUUGUUGAUGUUUCACUACUAUUUAUUAUGAUUGCUUUAUUUUUAUUUACCGAUCCAAUUAAAACAAUUGUGAUGAAAAAAUUGAAUCGAAGACCAGAUACUGAUAUAGUAGCAAUAACAUAA